Molecule: messenger RNA, 568 nt
Organism: Acanthisitta chloris (rifleman)
Lineage: Eukaryota; Metazoa; Chordata; Aves; Passeriformes; Acanthisittidae
Gene: TMEM37
Product: transmembrane protein 37
Exons: 1
Cellular component (GO): membrane
Molecular function (GO): voltage-gated monoatomic ion channel activity; calcium channel activity
Source: RefSeq, a predicted model, not a curated record
GCGCAGCGGCUGCUGCCCGAGACCACAGAAAUCCUUCUUUGAGACGCUCAUCAGGAGCCUGAUCAUCCUGUGCGUGGCGAUAGCUGUGGUCUUGUCGUCCAUCUCCGUCUGCGAUGGGCGCUGGCUCUUUGCGAAGGGACAGCUCUUUGGACUGUGGCACUUCUGCACCGUUGGCAACGACAGCAUCCUGAAGUGUGUCACCGACCUCAGCCUGGCCCAGGUGGAGGGCCUGAGCGUGGGGGUGAUCCCUAUAAGAAGCAUGGUGUCCUUUGCUGUUGUGGUUGCUAUAUUUGGCCUGGAGCUGAUGAUGGUGUCCCAAGUCUGCGAUGAUGCCAAUGCGAGGCGGAAAUGGGCCAUGGGCUCAGUUCUCAUCCUCAUCUCGUUUUUGCUGUCGGCCACUGGGGUUCUGAGCUUCUCCGUCCUUGUGAAGGAUCACCUCAGCUUCACAGGUUUCACGCUGACAUACUGGUGUGAGUUCGUUGCUGCCUUUCUCUUCUUCCUUAACGGGAUCAGCGGACUUCACAUCAACAGCCUCACACACCCCAGGAACAGGCUAGGCAAAAUCUAG